UAGAUCACAACAAAUAAUGAUGACGUUCUGUACAGCUACACAACUAAAGUGCUACUGACUGUGUGUUGUGUUAAAAUCUUUAAAUAAUGGGAAGAAAGAACAAAAAAGCUCCCAAAGCUAGUAGCUCUGCUACUAGUCAGCCUCAAGGAACAUCAAGUAACACCACGUUAAACACACCAGCUCCUGAGUUGUCCAAAAGUGCAAAGAGAGAUGCUGCAGAGUUGAUCACAAGUUUAUUAGAAAUUUGCUCCAAGCCUCCGGAGUCAGGGCCUAAAGAGUGGGAGGAUUAUCCUGAAAUUGUUGGCUUGGUUGAAAAGAUACGGACAAUACAAACAGUUUUAGCACCACCUGAGAAGAACAGAGCAGACUUAUUUCCUGGGUUUGUGAAGUGGUUAACUGAUCAUGGAGUAGACACAUCUUCUGUGGAGAUCUCAGAGUUUCCUCAAUUUGGAUAUGGUCUGAAGGCCACAAGAGACAUUAAGGAAAAUGACAAGUUUUUACAGAUACCAAGAAAAUUGAUGUUGACAGUGGAUUCAGCAAAAAAAUCAUCACUAGGUUCCCUCAUUGCUGAGGAUAAAAUUCUUCAAGUGAUGCCCAAUGUUACCCUGGCCCUCCAUCUGCUGAAUGAGAAGUUGAACCCAGAAUCUUUCUGGAAACCUUAUAUAGAUAUUCUCCCAUCCAAGUAUAGUCUACCACUGUAUUGGAGUUCUGAACAUCUGCAGUAUCUUAAAGGUUCACCAGUUCAAGGUGAUGCUAUUAAUCAGUACAGAAACAUAGCAAGACAGUACGCUUAUUUCUACAGGUUAUUACAGAAAAAUCCUGCUGCUAAUAAUUUAUUACUGAAAGACAAUUUUACUUAUGACAACUACAGAUGGGCUGUGGCUUCUGUGAUGACCAGGCAAAACCAGAUCCCAGGGAAGGACGGCUCCAGGGCUACACUGGGCCUGAUUCCAUUGUGGGAUAUGUGCAAUCACACCAAUGGCAUUUUUACAUCAGACUACAACUCAGAGCAGGAUGCUUGUGAAUGUUUCGCUCUCAGGAACUUCCCCAUAGACCAACAGGUCCUCAUCUUUUAUGGUCCAAGGUCCAAUGGGGAGUUUUUGGUCCACAACGGGUUUGUGUAUCCAGAAAAUGAACAUGACAGAUUGUGCCUGAAGUUGGGUAUCAGUAAAGGUGACUCACUGUUUGCUUUGAAAUCUGAGCUUCUUGCUAAACUCAAUCUUGCACCGUCUAGAUCAUUUUACCUCCACAAUGGAAAGUUCCCAGUAGAUGGAGAUCUGCUUGCCUUUCUCAGGGUCUUCUGUAUGGAAGAAGGUGUUCUAAAAGACCAGUACAGUGGAGAAACAGCCCCUGGCCCUGAUGAGCUGGAGAGUUUGAAGGAUGAAGACCAGCAAGUCAACAGUGAGAAUGAAGAAAAAGUUUGGACCUUCCUACAAACCAGAGCCAACCUUUUGCUUAAAGCUUACCCUGGCACUUUAGAAGAAGACGAAGCCACAUCUCAAAGCCUGGAAGGGCCUGAGGCUGCCAGGAUGUCUGCACAGCUCAAGUAUGGGGAGAGGCAGAUCCUGCUCAACACCAUUGAUUAUGCUGAGAAGAAGAAAGGGAUGGUCAAACCCACAUAAAGCUCCCCUGGCUGGAGGGGGGUGGGGGUGCUGUCAUGACCCCCUCCCCAGCUGUGAGAGUCCUUGUGAGCCCACCCUGGCUGUGGAACAAUUGUUAACUGCCUUGUUCUUUUAACUCGCAACAUUUUAAUUGAAGAUUUUUAAACUGGCAGUGCUGUCUGCUAGAGAUAGGUCAAAGGUCAAGAAUCUCCUCAAGUAAUUUGUGCUAUUUGAACACCAGUUUAGGAGUGAUGUACUGCAACAAGAGGAACCAGAAAAUACAACAUCAUGUGAUAGAACGUUGUUUCAUUUAUUGUACAGUGACAAGCACCCUCCUAACUAUAGGGCAGUUUAACUGUGUGCUGUGCUUGAUUUCAUGCUGUAACUGUAACUGGUUGUUUGCUUGAUUUCAUGCUGUAACUGGUUGUUUGCUUGAUUUCAUGCUGUAACUGGUUGUUUGCUUGAUUUCAUGCUGUAACUGGUUGUUUGCUUGAUUUCAUGCUGUAACUGGUUGUUUGCUUGAUUUCAUGCUGUAACUGGUUGUUUGCUUGAUUUCAUGCUGUAACUGGUUGUUUGUUUGAUUUCAUCUAAUUUCUAAGCUCUAUGGUAUUUCCUCUGCUAACAAUAAAGUUUUUAAUGCUUAUCUAUA
Physella acuta is the source of this 2250-nucleotide messenger RNA. RefSeq names its product actin-histidine N-methyltransferase. Gene Ontology annotation, molecular function: protein-lysine N-methyltransferase activity; protein-L-histidine N-tele-methyltransferase activity; protein binding. Gene Ontology annotation, biological process: peptidyl-lysine monomethylation; peptidyl-lysine trimethylation; actin modification. Lineage: Eukaryota; Metazoa; Mollusca; Gastropoda; Physidae. The record is from RefSeq and is a predicted model, not a curated record.